AUGUCUAUAGUUACCUUUGACAAGCCUGUGCCCAAAGUAGCAGAGUCUGAUUGGUAUUACAAAAUAACUGAAUUAAAAGAAUCUUGCGAUGAACAUAGACGUCAUGCAUUUGCAUUGAGAAAUGAAUCGCAGAGGUUAAGGAAUGAUACAGAUGUCUCUACUUAUUGGGGUACGCAUCAUACAAAUUCUAAGAUCUUYGACAGACGCAUUGAAAUAACACGCUGGAAAAAUCUAAUUGAAUUAUGGUAUAAAAACUUACAAAAAGAAAUUAAAGACUUGAAAAUUGAAAAGGAAAAAACUGAAAAAUGCAUAGAAUUUCUAAAUUUGAACUUUGCUGUUACAAAUCAUUGCUUAAGUAUAAGAGAUGAAAGGCGUGGUGCAGAUUUGUGCCAUGAUAUUGCAUCUAYUGAAUUAAAAAAAGAGCAACAUACUUUGGAAAAUCUGAAAAACUUAUUGGCCGAAGUGUGCCAAAAUGCAUGGGAAAUGAUUAACAAGUUAGAAGAGUUGGAAAUUGAUGUUGCCGAAGACUUAGAAAAAAARAAUAAUACAAUAAACAUAGAUAGUGAGUUGUUGGAAAUGACAAAAGAUUCUAARAAUAUCUCUCUCAAACCAGAUCCACUAAGAGUUCCAAAAGAGUAA
Messenger RNA from Diuraphis noxia (Russian wheat aphid), 639 nucleotides. RefSeq names its product tektin-2-like. The record is from RefSeq and is a predicted model, not a curated record. Gene Ontology annotation, cellular component: microtubule cytoskeleton; nucleus. Gene Ontology annotation, biological process: cilium assembly; cilium movement involved in cell motility. NCBI's taxonomy places the organism in Eukaryota, Metazoa, Arthropoda, Insecta, Hemiptera, Aphididae.